GCUCCUGAGGGUGACAAGUACAAGGUUGCUAAAAGAUGGGGUCACAUUCAUAUUGUUACUCGGAAAUGGUUUGAUAAAUCAAUUGCUAGAAGAGCAUGUCUUAAUGAGGAGACUUGUCCUGUUCAGGGUGGUUCUGCAUCUUCAAUUAAUUCUGCAAGGACUUGUUUGAUGGCACCGCAUAGCCAAAACAAAGAUCCAGAAGUUACUCUCUCGCAGAACAUGUCUUGUACAUUUUCGGAUGAUCCUGUCUUUACCAAGGAGGGGGAGAGUGAAGUACCUGCCAUGCCGCCCAAAAGUGACAUUAAUGUUGAUGAUUGUGUUGCUGAUGAUUCUCAGACUGAAGAUAAUGAAUUGUACUUGUCAGACUGCAGAAUUUUACUUGUUGGUUUUGAUGCCUCUGAAAUGCGUAAACUAGUCAACAUGGUCCGUAGUGGUGGUGGUUCCCGUUAUAUGUCACUCAAUGAAAAGUUGACGCACAUAGUUGCUGGAACUCCAUCAGAGACCGAGAAAAAGGAUGUUAGGGGCCUUGGAGCUUUGGGUGUCAUUCAUGUGGUUAGAACCACGUGGCUUGAAGAUUGUGACCGUGAAAAGAAAGAAAUUCCUGUGCUUCAGAGGCACAUUGCAUAUGAUUUACUCUUUCCAAAAGAUGCUAUGCGUUCCAAUAAGGGAGCUGGGAUGGGCAUGGCUGUUAUGACGCAAGGGAACUCCUCGACUGUUCACUCUAUGUUGUCAGAUGAUCAACUACGGGACAAUAUUACUUUUGGAUCUGGAAUGUUGUUGGAGAAAAGCAGAGAACCCCAAAUCACUAUGAACAGGGAUUGCUCUUUGAGAGAAACAGGUAGAUGUGCUUCUGCUAACCAAAACCAGUUUUGUGCUAGUAUGAGUGAACAGAAGAUAGGGAAGGGUUCCAGCAAUGAAAUUCAGAAUAGAAAGUCAUUGACUCUAUUUAAGGGAAGGCUAUUUCGCUUUUCAAGUUCAUUUCCGAAAGAUCGGAGAGAUGAGAUUGUUCAGUGGGUUAAUCAAGGGGGAGGGGAGGUGGUGGAUGAUCACAUUGACAAGAAUGUGCAUUUCAUUGUUGAAUGUCAUGGUGUGGUACCCAGUCUGACUGAUGUUACUGGGAGUACUAGCGUAUCCAGUCACUGGAUUCGAUCUUGCUUAGAGGACGGAUGCUUGCUGGAUGUUUGCAGUCACAUUCUUUAUACUCCACUUCCAUGCCAGAUUCCUUUACCUGGUUUUGAAAGCUUUCGGUUCUGUGUUUCGCAAUAUGAUGAGAAAGAUAGACUGCUGCUAAGAAAUUUGUGCUUUGUUCUUGGAGCUAAAUUUGUGGAAAAAUUGACUAAAAAAGUCACCCAUUUAUUGUGUAAAUUUGCCAGUGGCCCAAAGUACGAGGCUGCUUGUAAAUGGGGCAUACAAUUGGCCACGUCUGAGUGGAUUUAUGAGUGUGUCAUGCAGAAUGAAGUGGUAGCUCUGGGUUCAUUUUGGCCAAAAGAAAGUACUUCUCAAGACCGAGAGGGAGGACUCUGUACCAUAAGCCAGUAUCCUACACAGGCUGUUCGAAUGAUAUCUGCGGCUAAUGUGUCCCAGUUUCCAAGUCAGUCCCAAGACUCAAAAGAUGUACGAAGUCAAGCCAUUGGUAGCAGACGCGAAAGCCUGGGGGACGAGGCUAAUUGCUCUAGUAUUUUCAAUAAAAGGGCUAGGUUCUGGGGAGAUGACUGUACAAAGGGUUCACUUUCAUCUAGGGUAAACCAAACAGAUCCAAUAUGUGGGAUGAAUUCCACAGAAAACAAUAGAACAGAGAAUGAUAGGGUAGUAUCUCAUGCAGUUCCUGACGUAGCUGCAGCUAUUGAGGAUUUGUUAGAGGAAACCAGUAAGAUUCAGGAUUUGAAGUCACCACAAAGAACGGGAUGUGAUAAAAGUCUUUUCUCAUCUGAUUGUCCAAUGCUUGGUCAAGAUCAUGUGGAUCCUCACGGUGCCUUUGCGGUGGCAAACCACUGGUUUAACAGGACUAACCAAAAGGAGGACAUUUGCAACCUUUCUGGAGAUGGAAAUGCGGGAAUUUAUGAUGGUUUUAGCGAAACACAGACGGAGUCUCAGGUUGUUGGUUAUGAAGAAGAUUUGUCAGGAAGGCAAAUGAUAAUAGAUAGAGUCCGAACACGGAGCAGCGUGGCCUGAGGUCUUAAAACUUGAACCUCCUGGACAGCUUUAUAAAGAGAGAAAUAAAAACAGAAGAAAAUGGGAAAAAAAGUGUGCAAUUUCUUCGUUCUCAUUGGUUAAAGUUUUUCUGUAGCCAACGUGUCCGAAGCUAGUUGGUGGAAACCAUGAUGAUAGAAGUUGGAGGUUAUUGCAAGGAAUUGUGUUGGUAAUUCAAUGUUUUUUUGGGUAAAUAUCAGCAAAUGAACUGUUUGUAACAUAUGAUGGAAAUAACCCCCAAAGUUUCCAUUUAUUUUUAAUUUUCCUUUAUCACUUCACUUAUUUUGUUGUUCAACAUUAGACUCUGAACUUUAAUUAAUUUAUGUUAAAAAAGCUCGGGAG
Ilex paraguariensis (yerba mate) is the source of this 2532-nucleotide messenger RNA. The record is from the annotation of a GenBank genome assembly. Lineage: Eukaryota; Viridiplantae; Streptophyta; Magnoliopsida; Aquifoliales; Aquifoliaceae.